AAACGUCAAAGCGAUCGAAGCCGGCUUUAACAGAGGUAAACAAAUCAGAAGCUUCGUUAGAUUUUGUUGUUUUGCAAUAAACACAGCGAAGAACAGAGAAUUUAGAAGCAGUUUAAUUAGAAAAUGAGUUUAAUUAAACAAAUCAAAAUCGUCACCUUGGCCAAGGGACAACCCUCCGAACAGACCCACCAGAUUCGACUCCUAACGAUUGUGAAAGAUGAUCCUCCAAAGGACGCGUCGGAAGUGUCGUCUUUCUGCUACGAAACGGUGACCAAGGAGGAAGUGAUCCUCGACGAACACCCGGAACCUGUGAGCGAAGAACCUCCAGCGGAAAUCCCCAACGAGCUCAAAUGUUCCGAGUGCAAGCGAACGUUUGGCAAACUUUCGAACCUUCAAGCAUGUUUAAGAAAGCACAAAGCAAUCAGACUUGAACUGUACAAGUGUCGAUACUGUGGGAGGUGUUUCGGCACAAAGUUUGACAAUGAAAGGCAUGAGGGAGUCCACAAGAAGGGAAUGCAACCCGCGGUAGAUGUUUCCACGGUUAUUCCCGUUCCGGAACCAGACGUGUCUGUUAGCGUAACACAAACGGUACCAUUUGAAGAGGACCUGCUGCUUGAGGAUUUCGAAGAGGCGAUUCCGAUGUCAAAAAUAGCGGUGGAAAAGGCUGACAAAGCGGUGGUGGCGGCGGCGGAACCGCUCACGGAUGAAAGUAGCUCGACGUUUUGCUACGAAACGGUGAUUAAGGAAGAGCUGAUCAUUGAGGAUGAUGCGUUUGGCGACUCGGUGGUCGAAGACGAGCCGGAAGAAGCAUCUCGGUGUACGUUGAGUGUGGGUCAACCCUUGGAGGAUGAGGCCAGAACAGAGCAGGAGGGAGAUUUCGAUGAAUCGCUGGACGAACAAAGUGCACCGGAGCGGUUGAAGUGCGACAAGUGCCAGAUGAUAUUUUAUAAAAGAUAUCACUUGCAAAUGCAUUAUAAAACCCACAACCCAGUCGUGAUGAGACCAAUGUACGAAGAAUUGCUGGUUCGUAAUCAAGAUACUAACAAUUACACUUGUUCGUUCUGCGAGACUUUUUGCUCAACUCGAGACAAGGCGUUAGCUCAUGUGCAAAAGCACAUAUAUGUCAUCGAUGGUAACUAUCAGUGUUCAAUCUGCGGUUUGCGAUGCGGAGGGCAGGUCGAGCACCUGAACCACAAAAAGACUCACACGAACUCGUCCGAGCCGGUGGCGCUUCCAACAGAGGCGGAAGAUUCCCACAUGGAGUUUGAUUUUUCCAGUAGAGUCGCUUGCGAAAAGUCGGAUCUGCCACUGCACUGUAAAACGUGCAACGUGUUCUUCAGCAAUGCGACAAACUUCACCAUUCACCUGUGGAAGUCUACGCUGAGAAUUUUUCGGGCAAAGGUCGCCGCUGCUGCAAUUGCAGAGGAUCAAUCUGUUCGUAGUAAGAAACAAGUUGUUAUAGCUAAAAAACCAAAGAAAAUUCCAGCAAAAAAGAAACCCGUCAUUCGGGAUCGCGUGAAAGUUGUCACAAAAGAAACUGGUCCCUUCAGCUGUUUAAAGUGUGAUUACAAAACCACUAAGAAACAAUUGUUCUUGGACCACAACCGUGGUCACAGGGCGAUCGAGCUUGGCUUGUUCAAGUGCGAUUUGUGCGGAACGCGCGUGAGAAACAGAAGACAGCUAGUUCUGCAUGCAAAAGUUCAUGAAAAAUUGCUUGAGUGUCAAACGUGCCACGAGACAUUCGAAACCCGGACUAAGCUUCGACGGCAUCUGGUUACCCACUCGAAGAACGAGGUAACGAUCCAAUUUUUGGAAAAAGUAACCGAGGAUGAGAAGGGCACUUACACCUGUACAGUGUGCGGUAAAACAGACAUGUUUAUUCGGAAAUACGCCUAUGUUCACUUUCGCACACACGUGCUAAACGAAACCAAAGCCAAGAACGUGUGUGAAAUAUGCCAAAAGCCCUGCCUCAGCAGCUACUCUCUCAGACUUCACAUGCAAACUCACCAAAAGCUGCGUUUCACGUGCAGCACAUGCAAGCAGAAAUUUAAAACCAGAAAGGCCCUAAUGAAGCAUAGAAUGGUACACAGACGCAACGACACGUUCCAAUGUACGCAGUGUGACCGAGCGUUUCCUACGCGGCAAAUGGCCGUCAAACACUUUCGAGUGCAUCUGCCCUCGAAAUCGAAAACGAAGAGUAAAUCUCAACCAGUGCGUGCAGAACCAACACGAAGCUCAAAUCGAAGGAAAUCCACAAGGGUCAGUGGUGUGAGCAGGGAAGAUAAGAAUAAGCGUUCAUAACACGAUUCGAUAAUAUCAUUUGCUACAACAAUAAAGUAAACCUUUCAGAUCGCAACCGUAGGG
Molecule: messenger RNA, 2364 nt
Organism: Culex pipiens pallens (northern house mosquito)
Lineage: Eukaryota; Metazoa; Arthropoda; Insecta; Diptera; Culicidae
Product: zinc finger protein Xfin-like
Exons: 12
Coding region: 124-2301 (725 amino acids)
Biological process (GO): regulation of transcription by RNA polymerase II
Cellular component (GO): nucleus
Molecular function (GO): DNA-binding transcription factor activity, RNA polymerase II-specific; RNA polymerase II transcription regulatory region sequence-specific DNA binding
Source: RefSeq, a predicted model, not a curated record